Molecule: messenger RNA, 1575 nt
Organism: Malassezia vespertilionis
Lineage: Eukaryota; Fungi; Basidiomycota; Malasseziomycetes; Malasseziales; Malasseziaceae
Gene: TRM44
Product: tRNA(Ser) (uridine(44)-2'-O)-methyltransferase
Exons: 1
Coding region: 1-1575 (524 amino acids)
Biological process (GO): tRNA methylation
Molecular function (GO): tRNA (uridine) methyltransferase activity
Source: RefSeq, a predicted model, not a curated record
AUGGCCAAGGACCUGUUUCGUCCAUGCUUUGUCGCGCAGGACGCGCAAGCGUACGGACGGCAUGGUCUGUUGGAUGAAGUGCCAUGGAUUCCGAUCGUGACCGCGCCAGCGCCGUAUAGCAAAGACGACUGGCUCGCUGCGAUGCUAGCGUGGAUCCAACACGCGGAGCGAAACAGCUCUUCGAUCCGGCGGUGCGAGCUAUGGGGAGAACAGAAAAGCGACGGAGCACUUAUGUACCGCUGUAUCCGUCGCCUCCUUCCACGACGAACACAUAUCGAUAGCGGGAUGCUGCAAGAAUGCGCUAUAUAUACCGAAAACGACGAUGCUACGGUCGUGUAUACCACACUCCGCAAUUCCGCGCAGGAAACGGAGGCACCGGAUGGGGAGAUGCUGCAUAGGGCGCGCACGCAACAGGACUAUCCGCAGGAUGCCAGCCAGGUGCCGUACUACCAUCCUGCAGUGCGCGCACUCGCAUUCCACUACCGCGCCGCGCAGUGCUGUGUACAGAUUGACAUGAUUCCAUUUCCAGGCACGGGUAACAUCGCGCAGGACGCACGGCUCGGUCGUACGGCGCUCUCUUUGCUGCGGCUUAUGCAUCAGCACAGCUACGGGCACGCAACCUCGUACGUCAAGCGCGUCGAGCACGAUAUUUUGGUUCCCCGAGACGCGUACCAAGACUUGUACCUCGCCUUGCGCACCCGCUACGCUGGCGAAUUGAUACGCACAUGGGCAGAAGUGACCGACCCGAAGAAGCACGUAUUUGAAGACAUCGGCAUCGCGACCUGGCUCAUCCUCCUCUGGCGAUCUAUGUUUUCCCAAGGCGCAGCGCCGGGCGGAUUUGUCGACGUUGGCUGUGGGAAUGGACUUCUUGUGCACAUCCUCACAUUGGAGGGGUAUCGCGGCUAUGGUUUUGAUGCGCGUGCAAGGCGUUCUUGGGCACAGUACCGUGAACACGGCGCCGACUUGCAAACGUGCAUGCUGGAUGCCGCAGAAAUCGUAUCAAGAGAAGCGUCGCCGUUUCCACGAGGCGCUUUUUUAAUUGGGAAUCAUGCCGACGAGCUUACGCCGUGGCUUCCACUGCUUGCGACUAGCACGCAGGCUUGUGCAGGGUACAUCAACAUCCCAUGUUGUGCGUGGACGCUCGAUGGUACACGCUUUGUCCCUACACAGUACACGCUGGACCGCAAAAAGGUAGCCGAAUGGGUCACAGGGGCGCAUUUGGGCGGCCAGGAUCCAGUCAUGCCACCUGCACCGCACACGGCCAUCUCGGAAGAUGCAAAUGUGCUUCUCCAACACACUCUUUGGUUCUUUGAGCGCAUGGUAGCGGCGCCGGAGCAGGCAGUGUCGAAACAUUUUGCCUACUAUGCAUAUAUCGCAACACUCCAUCUCCGGGCGGGAUGGGUGCUUGAAACUGAGGCGCUACGGAUCCCGAGUACGAAAAACUGGACGCUGGUAGCGCGGCGUAAAAUUGGUACAGAUGCGGCCUCAACAGCACGUCUCGAUGUGCACUACUCCGCUCUUGUACAGGAAGCACGCGCGGUGCAAACUCGGAUCCCUGCGCCAUCACAUGAAUAA